AUGGCCUGCGACGAUCGUGCCCACGAUGAGAGCGAGAACAGCCUUCCCUGUCCAGCUCAAAUAGCACUUGCCUUGAUGGUGGUCCGGUCAAGACCGCCACACAUGCAAAUAGAAGGCUACAUCGACUCCUUGCGAAAGGCUAUCACGGAUUGCGCCCCAAAAGGAGCACCCGUGACCUAUGACUUCGAUGCCAGCACAUACUGGAGACAAUGCUAUGAAGCCGCUGAGUCGGAGAGGGCAAGGCUACUUGAGGAAGUGUUGGGGCUCAUGCAAGAGAGAGACGGACCCGAAGGGAAGUCGAAGCGACCCAAAUCGCGGCCAGCUCUGGGGAAGCGGAAAAGAAAUGUCCCCAAAGUGUCAGAAAAGCCACCCUCAGGAGAAGACCUUAACACAGAUGGUGAAACCAGUGAUGACGAAGCAGGCCGUCAAGCGCUUCUUCGGAGCUUGAGAUCGAUACGCCGCAGCCUCCGACUUGAAGUACCAGAUCGAGACCAUAUUGCCACGACAAUUCAAACUAUCAUCAGUGCAAUACGCAGGAGUAUUGGACCUGGUCAGAAGGGUGCAAGGGACCAAGCUCACGCGGAAGAGCAGUCUAUUCAGCAUCUUUGCAGGGUAACUGGGCAUGCUUAUUCUUCUAUCCUGGAGGCUGUGAAAAUCGCCAGACUGGAUGCCGACAAGGGUGGUGAGCGCCUGGCAUCAACACUUUCCGACAUUGUCAGAUUAUAUGAGACUUUUCUAGGACGUCUACACCAAUGUACUCUGGAUGAGGCUGUCAGGAUAUCCGACGCCACUAAGUCAAGCAAAAGAGGCCGUCGUUCUGGCACGAAAGCCCUCAAAAGAACGCCGUUGGUUCCUUCUUCUGCCUAUACAAAUGAAGCCAAGCUCCUCGCCAAAACAUUGACCAGAAUGGUAACGGACCUCGAUACGUCCAGCGACAUCCACUGUGAGCUCCUGGAGGGCUUCCUGUGUGCCCUUCUCGACCAUGUCGGAUCAGUGUUGUCCCUCUUCGUUUUCGGAAGAACAGGCCAAGGCUGUAGGGACUCCACAGGUGUCCUCCCACCACGGGGCAUAGUAGACGUUGCCCACCUGGAUCUCGAAGCUGCCAUGGGCAGUGCAAAGCUUGAGGGCCCGUACCUCAUUUUUGUCCUGCGGAGGUGUGUCGAUUUUCUACGUACUGGUACCAAGCAGAUGUCUGAAGUUUCGAUAUCACUCUUUUCAUUACAGCAGCGGAACCCGAGACGCGCUCAAGGACUCCGAGAGCAUAUUGAGAAGACCCUCCAAAACACCCUACUUCGCGGAGUUUAUGGAGAUGAUGAUGACACAUUUUAUAACGCUCUUAGGCGCCAUGAAGCCGAGGAUGAAGAGGAAAUCGGUGCUGUUAAGUUGAUGGAAGGGGCGGAGCAAGAUGAGGACGCGGCUGAAUGGUUUAUUGGACAACUUUGGGAGCAUCUGGGUUGGGACAUAUUAUCUGGUAGCAGAACUAUUUGA
Molecule: messenger RNA, 1488 nt
Organism: Exophiala dermatitidis NIH/UT8656
Lineage: Eukaryota; Fungi; Ascomycota; Eurotiomycetes; Chaetothyriales; Herpotrichiellaceae
Exons: 3
Coding region: 1-1488 (495 amino acids)
Source: RefSeq, a predicted model, not a curated record